CCCAAUCCAUACCUCUAUAUAACUUCGCUUUCUCCCCGUCUUCUCUGCCACACAACCAAUCCUCUCCGCCUCUCCAACCUUUACCUCUCACCAUUUUCUCACAGAAAAUCACAAUCCGUUUUCACGCGAAGCUAUGGCGCUCAAGAUUUCUCCGGCCUUUUCCUCCAUCCUGGCCUCUCGUGGCGGGGACAACAGUCUGUUUCCCUCUGUUUCUGCCGCCUCGCCGUCUGUUCUCCGCCUGAAGCCUACUGGUUCCGCGCCGUCGUCGGUGGUCUGCAGAGCGGCGAACGACAAACCUCUGACAGGGGUCGUAUUUCAGCCCUUCGAAGAGGUGAAAAAAGAGCUCGAUCUAGUGCCGACAUCUCCGAACGCCUCUCUGGCGAGGCACAAGUUUGUUGAUGCGUGCGAGGCUGCAAUCAACGAACAGAUCAAUGUGGAAUACAACGUCUCCUAUGUCUACCAUGCCAUGUAUGCCUAUUUUGACAGAGACAAUGUCGCUCUCAAGGGCUUGGCCAAGUUCUUCAAGGAAUCAAGUGAAGAGGAAAGGGAACAUGCUGAGAAAUUGAUGGAGUACCAGAACAAACGUGGUGGGAAAGUGAAGCUGCAAUCCAUUUUGAUGCCCCUCUCCGAGUUCGACCAUGCUGAGAAAGGCGAUGCUCUUUAUGGUACUUUCCUCGUUGUUUAUUUCAACCUUGGGUUCAAGUGUGAAGAAGCUGUUCAAUUUAUGCUUUGAUUCCUUAGAACCGUGGAGAAAAGUUGAAAACUUUUGAACAUAUAACUAGUGGUUUAGGUGUGAAAUAAAUGAACUUAGCAUCACUGUAUCUGUAACCAGUUACCGUGAGCUGGCUGGAAUGUAUGAACUCAUUGUGUUUUUAAUCUUCUUUUCUGUAAAUCAGCAAUGGAACUUGCCCUGUCUCUGGAGAAACUAACAAACGAGAAGCUCCUGAAUUUGCACAGCGUUGCUGAAAGUUCAAAUGAUGUGCAACUGACUGAUUUUGUUGAAGGCGAGUUCUUGGCUGAGCAGGUUGAGUCGAUCAAGCAGAUCUCGGAGUAUGUUGCCCAACUGAGGAGGAUUGGGAAGGGACAUGGUGUAUGGCACUUCAACCAGAUGCUUCUCAAAGAGGGAGCUGCUGCAUGAUGAGCAACGCUGGCUAUCUCUUCUUGACAAGGGCUGUUUGAGAUCAAUCGUGAUUAGGGAUUUCGUCCUCCCACCUUUUAUUUUGGUUUUGUGAGGUUUUUUGGAAGUUGUAGAGAUCAGAACAAGCUAUGGUUGUUGAACUUGGAAGAUAGGAAGUUUGUUUGCAGGUGGUGGAUGAAUGGUAUGAAAUGGUGGACGAUUGAUCGUUUUGAGUAUGCAUUUGCCACUGCUUUGCCGAAGAAAAGAUUAGUUUUGACAGAAGAAUUGGAAAGAGAACAAAAUGGAAGGGUAGCAAAGUCAACUUACUUCUCCCCCAACCAUUUAUUCUGUCAAGUGGAUUAAUACAAAUGAGUCAGGUCCAAGGAAGGUUAAAGAAAAGAUAUCAUAGAUGUGAAAGCUCACAAGUCACAACCCAAAGCACACAAAGCCACAACUCACAAGCAUACACAAUAUCCAGAUUUUACAGCAACUAAAACCCAAGCCAACCCAAGAGGCAAUUGAUCUUCAGACACUAAAUCACCAAGGAGCAUCCGCCACAACAACAAAAGAAGACACCACACCAUCUUUAAUUAGUUAUCUGGAACCAAAGCAGAGCUUCCAAGGAGAAGAGGAAACCUACAAUGAACAAAUCGACAUAGCGAUCGACUUCAAACCAAGAGAGAAAUCAUUGAUUCCAAACGACCAACUCGGGGCGCAAAUAUGGGAAAAUCAUAUCAGAAGCAAAACAACACCAUCAGCUAAAGAAAGGCAUGUAGAAGGAUUCCACUCAAGGAUAGGAAAGAGCCCAAAGGGCCAGAAAAAAAAAAUAAAAAAUGUGAGAAAAGUAGAGAAAAUCGCUAAGCAAAAGUAAAGAAAACAGAGAGCAGAGAGGAAAUGAGCUAUCACGGGUCACCUAAAGGUGUUAGCGGCGCGCUAAGGAAGAGUGACAAAAUAACUAGUUUGGAUGGAGUAUUUCUGUAUUUGUAUAGAGUAUGUGUGAGUUAUUUCGGUUAAAAACUCAUAUACAAAUAAUUCUUUUGUGAGGAACAGUGAGUUAUCUACCAAUAACUCAAAAC
Linum tenue is the source of this 2193-nucleotide messenger RNA. The record is from the annotation of a GenBank genome assembly. NCBI's taxonomy places the organism in Eukaryota, Viridiplantae, Streptophyta, Magnoliopsida, Malpighiales, Linaceae.